Sclerotinia trifoliorum is the source of this 2724-nucleotide messenger RNA. Lineage: Eukaryota; Fungi; Ascomycota; Leotiomycetes; Helotiales; Sclerotiniaceae. The record is from the annotation of a GenBank genome assembly.
AAUAGUAACAGCUAUCAGAGAGAGAGAUAUAUAUUUUUAUCUAUAUUUAUAUAGUCGAUAUAAUUAAUUUCAUUAUUCCAUUAUUCCAUUAUUCCCUUUUUUGUUCCCUUAUCAACAAAACUCCUAAACCUUUCAUUCGAUAUAUUCCAUCUUUCUUUCCUCGAAACAAAGUCGCUACUUUCCUCUCUACUUUAUUGCUCAAAACUUACCAAAUCAUCUUCUCAUUCUUUCCAAUCGCAGCAGAGCAGUCAGUGUUGGUUUGCUCAUCCCUUUUAACUUCUACUUCCACUUACUUCAGCUGCUUCCUUCCUGGACCCGAUCGCAACUAGCCCAGUUAUCUUGUCUUGACGCCCACCAUCACCAUCACCAUCACCAUCACCAUCGCUAUUACCAUUACCAUUGCUAUUACUUUACAUCUUCAACAACACCUUCGUUGGUUUUUUUACGACGAGGUCCUAAUUCGCCCAGUUCGCUUUUUUGACACACGAUCAAACAGUUGCUUCGUACUACGUUGCCAAUUUAUUGAACUCGCUCAUAACCUCUCUAUCGCAAUCGAACUGAGUCAGCCCGUCAAGGUGUUGUUGGAUUCUUGUGAGUCACUGAAUUCAAUCCAAACGCAAUUUGCUUUUCGUGGAAAUUUAAAUACUGAUUUUUGGCCGCGCAUCUAUAGAGAAGUAAAUCCACUGACCCAUUAACCAAAAUGGCUUCCGCUGCUCCCUCUGCUCGCAGAAUCCCAUCGACAUUCGGUCGAGACAGCUUGACUGCUGUAGCGGCUCGAAGUGUUCCCGCCACCAAUGGUCAUACUCUUCCAACUCCUCCGAAUUCUAUUUCUCCCAAUCUGCCUCCGCAUGUUAUCAAAUCGCUGGGUACCCGUUCGCCGCUCCCUCAGCUCAAUCUGGAGCAUGUUGAUUCCGACCUAGAUUUACAAGAUGGGAGUGGAAAUGAAGGAACUUCAGAUGUCGGAUCGCCGGGGUUGGAUACUACCGGUGCUAUUACCCCUAGUCUAUUGGCUAAGCACCACCUUCCCGAAAUUCUAUUGGAUCAUGGCCCACUUGCUAUUCGCCACAUCAUGGGCUACCUCACCACUUCAGUCCCCGGCUUUUCUGGCAUUCCUCCCGCGAAGGCUAGAAGACUCGUGGUGGGUGCUCUCGAAGGACGUGGAAAUGGCGGUGAGCCCGGCGGUGUAAAGGGAAAUGUGUUGUUCGAGAAAGUGGGUUGGGGCCGCUGGGACGCGAGACUGAAGGGACACCCCGCGAGAAUGGGUCGAGCCUUUGGAAAUUCACCAUCGCCGAGUUUACCUGAUUCCUAUCCCGUGGGGAUGCCAAUCGCCAACAAGCAAGGAUGGUCGUUCACGCGGACACGUCUCAAUGAACCGGGCUCAAGUUGGGCCGGUGAUUCGGCUUUUUUCUCUCAUGGUGACGACGUCUCGAUGCCUGAUGAGGCUGACAAGAUGUCUUUGGACGGUGAUGAGUCCGGUUCUUCCCCAUCUGAGCAAGGAGAAGACGUAAUGAUGGAGGAUGACGAUCCAAAUGACGUGACGGAUGAGGAGGAUUGGGCCGCCGUUGGAGCCGCGGCACUGCGAGCAGCUUCCUAUUCAAACUCUGGACCGCUUACAUCUGGACCACUUCCACAAAUUUUCAAUUCUCAUGUAUAUAGGGGAGGUUUCCGCCCAAGUGUUGGUCAUUCCGUUCCAGCACCAGCACGAACCCACACGCCCAACGGUUUCACAGCUUUGAAUAUGGCUUCCGCGGAUUCUCAAGAACGGGAGGCCAUAGAAGCACUUUUACGACUUGGUUCUGUAUAAAUUUCAGCAUGGAGUUUGGGAUGGUUGCAUAUGGUGGGGAUUAGCGUGAACCAAUUGCCGGCGAGCAUUGAUUGAAUUGGUUUUAUUUUCAGCACGCGAAACGAUGAUCGGAAGGAUGUCGAAAUGGGAAUUGGGAUAUGCCCCCUCGCAUCAGCGAGUAUGGGAGCAUGGCGUUUUUGACAUUUUCGAUGGGAUAGUGGACGAUGUCCUUGAGCCUGUGCUAAUCCUCGUGCGCUCGGUAUCUCCACUUCUACACAAGCUUUACUUUUGCACAUACGUAUUUUUUUAUAUUCAACAACUGCUCCACUAACUUCACCGGCGCCAUUUUAACUACGACGAUCACGAAAAAUUAUUCAACAUUCACAUCUUCAUCGUAACAACAUCAACGGAUGAGAAAAAAAAACUCUUCACUCAGAUCAACAUGAAUAUGGUUUUAUUAACUUUAUACUUUCGCAACAUUAUCAUCUUUAAUAUACCCUUGGCGACGCGAUUUGAAUGGAUGCGAGAGAUGGCUGGGGUCAUCAUUUUGGAAGGAGAAACCUACGAGGUGCAGGCUGGAGAGAGAAAGGUUCUUUUAGAGGGCACAGUGGAAAUGACGUUCCAGCUUAGGAGUUACUUUUGAGCGCUUAGCUGCAGUCUCGAGAUAAGAACUUAAUGCAUGGAGUUUUUUCGCACUCUAACCGAUUGCUUUUUUAUUUUUCGUGAUCUUAUUGAUAUCGGCUACGUGAAAUAGGAUAAGAUGAGGUAUGGAUGAGCUACAAUGGUGGCUCUGUACGCACCGGUUCACCGGGAAACCAGGGAUAAGUCUGAAGUUUCGAAAGCUGGAAUGGAUAGAUGGUGUGUGUAAGUAUGAAGAACGGUUGCCAACCGCAUUUGGCGUAAUCUGAUGACACAGUUCUUGUGCCAAAGCACCUGGCCGA